CUUUGGUUUUCUCUUUUCUUUCUUCUGUUCUCUCUCUUCCCGCUGCUCUCCGUCAUCUCUAUUCUCUCUUCUUUUACUUCUUCUCUGUUAUUCUUCUCUUAAUCAAUCAAUUUCAUAAACUAAUACUUAUUAAUCCAUUAACUCUUACUAUGCCGAAAGAAACAACAAAAUUCUCCCGCAAACUAAAGGAGAAGAUGAAAACACCCGCCAACAAAAAAACCGUUUCUUCCGCUCACACUUCUUCUUCAUAUCAACAACUUCAAUCUCACUCUCGUCGUCUCGGUAUGAAAACACCGCCUCCUGCCGUUCUCAGGGCGCGUGCCGCCGUUUGGCGCAUCCAACAAAGCCUCUUUCCACAGCAACAUAAACUACGUGUGACGGACUCGGAGUUACCACAUCCUAAAUAUGAAAUGCCAGACGACUUCUCCACUGAUCAAUCCGAUGAUUGGCUUCGAUGUCCGGUUUGUCUGGCUGUCGUUAACGUAUCAAAUAACCGCUCGAAGUACUGUUGUCCUAACUGUUCCGUUCACCUUGAUGAUAGUGAUGAUGGUGAAGAAGAUGUUAACGAGCUGGUUAAAGAAGUAGAACAGGAUGAAGCUGACUGUGGUAUGCCUGGAGAAACAUUUACAGAUUAUCGGCCAUCAAAGCUAUCUAUCGGACCUCCCCACCCAGAUCCAGUUGUGGAAACAUCUUCCUUGUCUGUAGUAGAGCCACCCGAGCCUACUUAUGUUCCAAAGAUUAAGGAUGAGUUGGAAUUUUUCAAGAGUUUGUCAUGCUUGCAGAUUGAGACUUUGGUCUAUGCUUGUCAGAGACAUCUCCAACACAUUCGCAACGGUGCUAGGGCUGGAUUCUUUAUUGGAGAUGGAGCAGGUGUAGGUAAAGGUCGAACAGUCGCUGGGCUAAUCUGGGAGAACUGGCACCAUGGGAGGAAGAAAGCCUUGUGGAUUUCUAUUGGUUCAGACUUGAAGUUUGACGCCAGAAGAGAUUUGGAUGAUAUGGGUGCAAGUUGCAUUGAAGUGCAUGCUUUGAACAAACUGCCUUAUACUAAGCUUGACUCGGACACUGUUGGAGUUAGGGAGGGAGUUAUUUUCUUGACAUACAGUAGCCUGAUAGCAUCAUCUAGCAAAGGUCGUUCCCGUCUGCAACAGCUUGUACAGUGGUGUGGAACUGGGUUUGAUGGUCUUAUAAUUUUUGAUGAGUGUCAUAAAGCAAAAAAUUUGGUUCCCGAAACGGGUAUGGAUUCAACAAAAACUGGUCAAGCUGUACGUGAUAUCCAGGCUCAACUACCUGAAGCUCGUGUUGUUUAUUGUUCAGCUACUGGAGCAUCUGAACCUCGCAAUAUGGCUUAUAUGGUUCGACUUGGCCUUUGGGGAGAAGGGACUGAUUUUAGUGAUUUUUAUGACUUUCUAGAGGCUCUUGAAAAAGGGGGUGUUGGAGCUCUAGAGCUAGUUGCAAUGGACUUGAAAGCAAGGGGCAUGUAUUUAUGUCGUACGCUUAGCUACAAGGGUGCUGAGUUUGAUAUUAUAGAAGCAAGAUUAGAAGAUAAAAUGAUGGAUGUGUAUAAAAAGGCUACAGAAGUUUGGGUGGAUUUGCGUAAUAAUUUUAUAUCUUUAAAAGUAGAGAAUCCAAGACUAAUAUGGAGAUUAUACUGGGCAGCGCACCAGCGCUUCUUUAGACACUUGUGUAUGUCUGCUAAAGUCCCUACUGUAGUGAGACUGGUGAACCAAGCAUUAAUGGAAGACAAGUGUGUAGUCAUAGGUCUGCAGAGUACCGGGGAAGCAAGGACAGAGGAUGCUGUUUUAAAAUACGGCUCUGAACUUGAUGACUUUAUUUCUGGACCUCGUGAGUUAAUGCUAAAAUUUGUUGAAGAUUAUUACCCAGAUGAUAUCUCAUGGCCGAAAAAGCCUGAAGUUCUCCCAGAUGAUGGUCUCGGAAGUCUUGGAAGGAAGAGGCACUUUGCAGGUCCUGCCGUUUCAGCAAAAUCUAGAGUCAGUAAAGUAGCUAAAUUGGAGCCUCCUAGUGAUGCUGAAAGUGACGAAGAAUGUGGAAAUACAGCUGUCUCUGAUUCUGAUUACGGACCAGAAGAGGAUGAAAGUGGUUCAGAAGAGGAUGAAAGUGCUGCCGACUCUGAUUAUGAUGAGUUUCAGAAAUGUGAAAUUAGCAUUAAAGAAGAGGAAAGGGAAAACUUGUUGCAGUGUUCCCGCUGUGGAAAAUACGCUCAUCAGUCAGGCUUGGUGCCCCCAAUUCGCGAUUUUACUCUUGAGGAAUGGACAUGUAGUUUGUGCAAGGAUAAAACUGUCGAAUAUCCUCCUCCUGGAACAAACAAAAUUAAACUCCCAAAGAGUUUUGGCACACCCAUCGAGUGCAAGAGAGAAAUAUUAGAGAGGAUUCAUGCUUUGGAUCUUCCAAACAAUCCUUUGGAUGAAAUUAUUGACCAGUUAGGAGGCCAAGACAUAGUUGCAGAAAUUACAGGAAGGAAGGGAAGGCUUGUGAGAGACCCUAGUGGACAGGGUGUGGUUUAUGAGCCUCGAAAUACAAGAGAUGUCACUGCCGAAAUGGUCAACAUGCAUGAAAAAAUGCUCUUCAUGGAAGGUAAGAAGUUAGUCGCUAUCAUCUCUGAAGCUGGAUCAGCUGGCGUUUCCUUGCAGGCAGACAGAAGAGUGAGAAAUCAGAAAAGAAGGGUUCAUAUAACACUAGAACUUCCAUGGAGUGCCGACCGAGCAGUUCAGCAGUUUGGAAGAACUCAUAGAUCAAAUCAAGUCUCAGCACCACAAUACAGAUUACUAUUCUCAGACCUUGGUGGAGAACGCCGAUUUGCAUCAACUGUUGCUAUGAGAUUAGAAUCCCUUGGGGCUUUGACUCAGGGGGACCGCAGGGCUGGACCUUCAUUAAGUGCAUAUAAUUAUGAGAAUGAUUAUGGAAAGAGGGCUCUGGAGAAUUUGUACAAAGCAAUAAAGGAGCAGGAUCCUCCUGUUGUUGUACCUCCAGGAUGCUUAUCUGACAGUCCAGAUACAAUCAAAGAUUUUAAUGGGCAGGCUACAGUUGCUCUUGAUUCUGUUGGAAUUUCUAUGGAAACCACUGGAAACUCUAAAAAAAGCAACCAAAAUAAAAAAGCUAUUCGACGAUUUCUCAACCGGAUUUUGGGCAUAGCUCCUGAGAUUCAGAAUAGGCUAUUUGAGUUAUUUGUGAAUAACUUGGAUCUUCUUGUUCAAAAAGCUCGCAUUGAAGGUAGCCUUGACAGAGGCAUUGUUCACUUGAAAGCUAAUGUCAUUGAACUGCAAGGGACUCCAAAGACAGUCUAUGUUGAUCAAAUGAGUGGGGCUUCAACUGUUUUGUUCACAUUCUCCUUGGAUCGUGGAGUUUCAUGGGAGUUGGCGAACACCAUGUUGAAAGGGAAGCUGAAAUCUGAAUUUGGUUCAUCUGAUGACGGCUUCUACCUGUCCAAGAGUGAGUUUAUGGGAAAACGUCAUGUUAUUUUAGCUUUUGAAAGUUCUGCUUCAGCUAUGUAUAAGAUAGUUCGUCCCACCACCGGAGAAUCACCUCGGGAUAUGCAUCGGGCAGAAUUAACUAAAAAAUAUUCAAAAGUUUCAUCUUUAGAGGCGGCCAAAAUUCGUUGGGAACACGAUUAUGAAGCAUCAUCUAAACAGUGCAUGCAUGGUCCGAAUUGUAAGAAUGGUAAAUCAUGUUCAGUUGGCUCAAGACUACAAGAAGUAAAUGUCUUAUGUGGUGUCAUUGUUCCUAUUUGGGGAAAAAUACAAACGGCUCUUUCUAAGCAGGUCAAACAAUUUCACAGGAGGAUACGCAUUGUUUGCGUUGAAACUACAUCAUCAGAUAACAGACGUAUAGUUGGGCUUCUUGUACCUAAUGCAGCAGUUACAACUGUGCUUGAAGGUUUAACAACACAGCCACAGUUUAUAGUACUGGAUGAUUGACCUGAGACACCAGCAGUUUUUGAAAAUCACACUAGCAGUUUUUGUUUUAGGUGUAUUGGCUUAAGAUUGUUGCUGAAUUUUGUGGAAAAGAAAAGCUCUUAAUUAUCUCAUUUAGAUGCAUCACAGUUGUGCAAUUUCCAUUGAAAUAUUUUGAUUUCAUCACCCAGUUAUGUGUAUAAAUAAAAAUGGGAUAUCUACAUGGGUGAUCAUUGACAUAGGAUUUUCUUUCACAUAUGAUGUAUGAACUUGAUUGUUAUAUUUGCUACAUAUUAUUAUUUUGUUUGCAAAUAAACAUAAGUUGUAUCACUAUAAAAUCAGCAUAUAAAAGGAGUAUCAACAUUGUUGUCACUACAAUAGAGUCCUGGCUUUUGAGUGUAA
Molecule: messenger RNA, 4310 nt
Organism: Trifolium pratense (red clover)
Lineage: Eukaryota; Viridiplantae; Streptophyta; Magnoliopsida; Fabales; Fabaceae
Product: protein FORGETTER 1-like
Exons: 32
Coding region: 150-3932 (1260 amino acids)
Biological process (GO): regulation of DNA-templated transcription
Cellular component (GO): nucleus
Molecular function (GO): histone binding; chromatin DNA binding
Source: RefSeq, a predicted model, not a curated record